AUGUCGCCUGAACGUGUCACCACAGAGCUAUUGCACUCUCGUGGCUGGGAUAAUGACUGGCUCAGGCAGUUAGCCGGCGAUAUAGUCGCAGGAUCACUGUCUGCAACGAUUAUCGCCCCCAUCACAACAGUUAUCGACCGGAGCGUCGUGGAGAGGCUCUCCUCAAAUAGAUCCAUCCUGCAUACACUUCGCACACAUGCCAUUUGCUCCAUCCUCCAACCGAAAAAGUUUUACUUUUCCCGACCUUUCUUCAUCGCUUGGUCUCUCUACGCCGCAACCUACGCUACCGCAAAUGCCACCGAUACAAGCCUCGACCAGCUUUCCAGAAUAAGAGAGAAAUCAACAAGCGCGAGUCUCGUCGCAACGUUCAGCUUCCUCCCAACAUACGUCGUCAAUGUGUCUCUGGGAAUCCUAAAGGAUAUCAGGUUCUCUCAGUUUUACGGACACCCAGACGGUCGUCUCAAGCAGCCAACUCCCAUCCCAAGACUCGCGUACAUGGCAUUUCUUUUCCGCGACAGCAUCACUAUAUCCAGCUCUUUCACGCUGGCUCCUCAGGUGGCCUCGUUAGUUCCAGAUUGGAUCACUGCAGACCCGCAUACCAAGAGAACUGUGACCCAGCUCGCUCUUCCCGCCUUGGUGCAAUAUGUGAAUACGCCAUUCCAUAUGAUCGCAAAGAUCCGUUACGAUACGGAGAGGCUAUAUGCAAUCAUCAUCGCUGAGGGCAGCAAGGGUUCUACCGGCGUUCGGAGUGGGGUGUAUAAUCAAUACGGAUUUGAGGGCAUCUUUGCACAGAAGAUGGAUGGUUAG
Messenger RNA from Aspergillus tubingensis, 807 nucleotides. RefSeq names its product amino acid transporter. The record is from RefSeq and is a predicted model, not a curated record. The transcript is spliced from 3 exons. The coding region runs from base 1 to 807 and encodes 268 amino acids. Gene Ontology annotation, cellular component: mitochondrion. Lineage: Eukaryota; Fungi; Ascomycota; Eurotiomycetes; Eurotiales; Aspergillaceae.